Messenger RNA from Cydia strobilella, 3973 nucleotides. RefSeq names its product GTP-binding protein 128up (gene 128up). Gene Ontology annotation, molecular function: GTPase activity; GTP binding. The record is from RefSeq and is a predicted model, not a curated record. Gene Ontology annotation, cellular component: cytoplasm. Gene Ontology annotation, biological process: cytoplasmic translation. The transcript is spliced from 9 exons. NCBI's taxonomy places the organism in Eukaryota, Metazoa, Arthropoda, Insecta, Lepidoptera, Tortricidae. Bases 150 to 1253 code for a protein of 367 amino acids.
UUCAAAUUUUCUGGAAAGGUGUACGUACCGUCCACGAAGAUUGUCACGCUUUCCUUUUAUUUUAAUUUGUUACCUUUUCAUAAGGAAGCUAUUAAUUUUAUUUAUAUUUUUGUAUUAAGUAGCCCUAAAAUUUAAGUAGAAACUACAAAAUGAGUACGAUAUUGGAGAAAAUUGCGGCUAUAGAGUCCGAGAUGGCUCGAACGCAAAAAAAUAAAGCAACAGCGUUGCAUUUGGGCUUACUCAAGGCCCGGCUCGCUAAAUUGAGACGUGAACUGAUCACCCCCAAGGGUGGCGGCGGUGCUACUGGCGAAGGUUUCGACGUCGCUAAAACUGGUGACGCGCGUAUCGGUUUCGUGGGCUUCCCAUCAGUGGGCAAGUCAACAUUGCUGUCCAAUCUUGCCGGAGUGUACUCUGAGGUGGCAGCGUACGAAUUCACCACGCUCACUACUGUGCCCGGCUGUAUUAAAUACAAGGGGGCUAAGAUACAGCUUCUCGAUCUCCCCGGUAUCAUCGAAGGCGCGAAAGACGGCAAAGGUCGAGGUCGCCAGGUCAUCGCGGUCGCCCGCACCUGCAGUCUGGUGUUCAUAGUGCUGGACGUGCUGAAGCCUCUGCAGCACAAGAAACUGCUGGAGCACGAGCUGGAGGGCUUCGGGCUGCGGCUCAACAAGCAACCGCCGAAUAUAUACUUUAGGAAGAAAGAUAAAGGAGGGAUCAAUUUGAAUACUACGUGCCCACAAUCUGAGCUCGACAUAGAAGCAGUUAAGACCAUCCUGUCCGAGUACAAGAUCCACAACGCAGACAUAACUCUUCGCUACGAUGCAACCAGCGACGAUUUUAUUGAUGUCAUCGAAGGCAAUAGGAUAUAUGUGCCUUGCAUCUAUCUGCUCAAUAAAAUUGAUCAAAUCAGCAUAGAAGAGUUGGAUGUGAUCUACAAAAUUCCCCACUGCGUGCCCAUCUCGGCACAUCACAGGUGGAACUUUGACGACUUACUUGAGAAGAUGUGGGAGUACCUCAAGCUCAUCAGGAUAUACACCAAGCCCAAAGGACAGCUGCCAGAUUACAACUCGCCCGUGGUUCUGCACGCCGACAGAACGUCCGUAGAAGACUUCUGCAACAAGCUGCAUAGAUCCAUUGUGAAGGAAUUUAAAUACGCCCUAGUAUGGGGUUCAUCAGUGAAACAUCAGCCGCAAAAGGUCGGCAUAGAACACAUACUAGCCGACGAAGACGUCGUACAAAUCGUCAAGAAAGUAUAGACCGUACCAUCUACCCAGUUACAUUGUAUUACCUCAGCCACAAACUCGACGAGUGGCAUGGGAAGUAGGCAGAGACGUAGUGUGGCCACGCUACUGCCCGCCGCCAUACCACAGAUUAAUAAAUAGUUACUACGUAACAUAUACAUCAUUCCCAUACAAAAGCGAAAAUACCUACGCUAUAAUAGCCUACAAAAUCUUAAUAAUAAUAUCUGCUGCUCAGGACGAGAAGAAAUGUACCAUAAGUACGCGCACUAAGAGUCGAGACUGCCUUGCUCGCCGUGCGAGUCACGUGCCAACGCGUCAUCGUAAGAAUGCGCUAGGGUUGUACCUAUGAUGAUUAUUGUAAUAAAACGAAUGUUGUGAAUCAACCAUAUUUUUUUUUAGUCAAUCAAAUAUUUAAAAACAACACUUAAAAUACCUGACUCAAAAAUCGAAUAUAAACUGACUGAAUCUGACUCAAAAAACUCCUUAAUUUACGAUUUACCUACUUAUGUUCAAAGAAAUAAAAUGGUGACAAAAUUCAUAAAGAUUUAAAAUACUACUCACCUUUCUUCGUCUCUCGGCAAUGAAAAAAACGACAAAUUUCCUUUGUUUUUUGACUUCUAUCACCCAUUAACUACACAAUAAUUACGUGGUUAAGGCCGUUCCAUCGCGUAAGGCGGGAAACGUGCGAUGAGAGCGCUCAGGCGGGCAUUCGGCGGCCCUCUGUCGGUUGUAUCGUCGACGAUACGCCGAGCGGUAGAUAGCGAUAUAGCGCGUGGCCUUGAGCGAGUGGCGGAGGCCUUGCCAUACUGCCCUGCAUACUUCCCUCACUACUUCACAUACCUCUUUUCGAAUGUGUGGCCGGGGUAUAUGAGGACCCGCAUGCCGCUGCGGUCUGCGAGCAAAACAUCAUUGCAUGGGUGGUAUUAUACUAUUGUUCAGUUAGAUUUGUUUUCAAACGACAGAGUUAUAUAUUUUUGUGAGAUCAGAACGAAACGUGAGGAUAUGAUUUCGAGUGUUGAAAAUUAUAUUUGAACUUUAGAAGUAAUACAAAAUAUGACAGCUAAAGUAGAUUGCGCUAUAGCUUCAUUUUGUAAUAACUGGAUAAUCAAACAUUAUAUUAUGUAUUAAUAUGUGACGUUUUUAAGCAAAAGGUACCACAUUAUCGCUUGCCAUUAGGGCGGUCUGACAGGUUAUUCGUAUAAAGAUUCAAGCAAAUUUCGUCCUUAUGGAAAGCGACAGUGUGGUACAUUUUGAUUGAAAACGUCACAAAUGAAAAUUUGAUUACCCGAAUUAAAUUACAUUAAUUUAGUACAGUCGUGUUCACAAACAUCUCUACAACACAUCUCAAAGUGGUUUUCCUAUCCAAUUUAGGUAUUUGUCUAAUGUUUAUUUGCAUUUCACAUUUUUUCUUAGAGAGAUUGAGACGUAAUGCACAUUGGAUCAAGAAAUUGGACAGGUGGGUACUCUAACAAAACGCGUAUAUUACGACCGCUAGGUGGCGCAAGCGCGAGCAGGCGUCCGUUCCGUAGCGGUGCGCGGCAACUACUAUGGCUAGACACCAAACUUGGUGUCGGCCGCACGUACUUGUAGCGACGCGACGAAAUCGCCACGCCUGACACUGACAAUGAGGUCGUGUCUAUAUAUUUUUGGAACAUUGGCUUGUAAAGAUAUUUGUGAACGACUGUACAACAUUUAUACAAGUUAUUUGGGCUAUAAAAAAGGGUAUAAUAUAAACGUUUUACAUAACAAUAAAACGAUUAUUAUGUGCCGAGAGAAAGCACAGCGUCGCAUUAUGAAGAAGCUAUGUGUUAACUCACCUGUUGUCAGAUCGUUUCAUUCGAUUUCUGAACGAUUUUCGAGUUCCCGAACGAAACUGUCUGUCAAAUGUCACCAGAAGGCGCGAAUGGCGUCCUAACUUCUAACUUGUCAAUAGUAAAUAGUUGUCAAUGCGUACUUCACCAGGAAGAACCUUCCUGCGACGCUGUGCUUUCUCUCGGCACAUAAUAAUCGUUUUAUUGUUAUGUAAAACGUUUAUAUUAUGUGCCUUUGGAAAGCACAGCGUCGCAUUAUGAAGACGUGUUUGUUAUCUGCUGGUGACAACUACACACGCAAUGAUGAUUACUUGAUUGGAAUGAACACAAACAGAUUAGAAAGGAUAACCCUUUAUUAAAGUAUUGGACAUACCAUGGACAUACAAAAUAAACAAACUUAAAGCAUGAGUCUAUUUUUCAUAGGAACUAAAAUUAUAACACUCAUAAUAGUCUUAUUUCUCAUAGAAAUUAAUUUACAUGAGAUCAAAUCUAUUCGAUUCUCAUCGAUUAUGAUAGUAAGUAGUACGAAGGACCCGGGUAUGUCCAUAAACUACGUCCGGACCUGGGUAUGUCCUUAAGCUAUGUCCAAAAGAGAGGUAUGGGCACUGCGAAUGACAUCUCGCUUUGUGUGGUAGGGCACAGGACAGCGGAUGUCAUUCCAGAUCCAGAGCAGAGCCCAACUGGGGAAGUACCUCCACCUUACAGAAAACCGCAGCCAAAUAACACUAGACCCUACUCAUAGUGUUGUGUUCCUGCUGGUGAGUAAGGUUGCCAGAGCUCGAGGGAGAGGAGUGUUAGGGUCGGCAACGCGCAUGUAACUCCUCUGAAGUUGCAGGCGUACAUAGGCUACGGAGACUGCUUAACAUCAGGCGGGCCGUAUGCUUGUUUGCCACCGACGUAGUAUAAAAAAAAUUAGUAAAUAAA